UUGUUUCCCGGUUCCCUCUUUCGUUAUUUCUAUCACCUAAAUCACCUAAAAGAGCAUCGAGCUUCUGAUCAGAAAGAUUCAAAGUCAAAAAUAGGGCUAAGUGCUAAAGGAGAAAGCUACUUCUUUGCUCUAGACUUCCCUCCAGGUGGGAAAGACGAAUCAGAAAGAAUAUGAACUUCUCAGAAGAGUGGAAAUCGCUCUGGUCAAUUUCAUCUGUCUUCUCUCCACCUCUCCUCCUCUCCGGCCCCUCUGCAGAACCGUUGGGCCCGCUUUUCUUCACCCCGUCUCCUAAAACCCUAAACCUUCUCUUCUCUUCCCCCUCUUUAUGCCCUUCAAUCCCUCCUGCCAUUCCUCUUCAAACAUCCCUGCGUGCAGCUUCCCUGUCUUCCAAAGACACUAAAAUUCCAGAUAGUGUACGUACUUCCAUUGCUGCCGAUUUUGGCCGUCAGUCCGAUGACGUUCCUCCUAUAGCCGGUAACAAUCUUCAAAUGCUUCGUUGCCAGAACGGAGAAUUUCUGUUUUUAUUCCCGACUGGAGAAAAUUCGGACCGGGUUGGUUCUGUUGUGUUGUCUGUAACGGAAUCAAGUUGGGAAGUUCGAACAGAUAAAAGUGGUAAUAUCUUUAUGUCUACGGACGGAUUAAUUCAUCGGAUUCUUAAAAUGUUUGUAACAUCUAUUAAUGCUCGGUGUUCCAAUUCUUCUUCAUUAACAGGUAAUUCUGUAAGUAUUGGGUUUUUGGUAGCUUGUACUUUGUAUUCCGUUCAUUGGUUCCGCGUUGAUAUUAACAACGUGGGAUCAAACUUGGGAAGACCCGAUUUGAUUCAUUUGGGUAUGAAGAAGUUUAGCAGAUAUGUUGCACAUGCUUGUUGGAGCUCACAUCUGUCGGAAGAGUGUGUGGUUUUGUUAGAAAGUGGUGAAUUAUUCUUGUUUUCUUUGGGUUCUUUCUCUAAUGCCAGUGCUUUUCCCGUUAAAAUGAGAGGAAGUAGAGUUGGAGUUUCAUGGAAGGAUUUAGAUAUAGAUUUGGAUAGUUUGGAGAAAGGUGAAUGGUUAUGCUGUGAAUUUGGUUGGCAUCCCCGAAUUUUGAUAGUCACUAACACUAGUGCUGUUUUCUUAGUGGACUUGAGGUUUGAGGAAAGCAAUGUGAGUAUUUUAGCAAAGAUUGAGAUGUUUCAGCCAUCAAUGGGAGUGGACAGGUUUCUUGCAUUUUGUAGAGCUGGUUCUGAUGGCUUCUAUUUUGCAGUUACUACUGAAUAUUGGUUGCUUCUUUUUGACAUUCGGAAGCCAUUGAUGCCUGUUUUACAGUGGGCUCAUGGCCUUGAUAGCCCACGUUACAUUAAUGUGUUUAGGUUGUCAGAGUUAAGGUCAGCACCCAAAGAGGAUAAGUAUAAGUGGGCUUCGGAAUCUGGUUCAGUCAUUUUGGUGGGUUCUUUUUGGGACUGCGAAUUCAGUUUAUUCUGCUAUGGACCUUCUUUACCAACUCCAGAUGAGACAGUAGCUUCUAAAAUUUCAAAGUUCACCAAUACCCUGUAUGCAUGGGAACUCCCUUCUGAGCUCUCCUUGUCAGGUCGGAAGUGCUACCAUGGAGAUUGUCUUUUAAGAGAGAAUUUUUCUAAGGCUACUCUUCCUGUGUGGGUUGAUUGGCGGCAGAAGAAAGCAAUAGUUCUGGGCUUUUGUAUUCUUAGUAAAGAUCUCUCAUCCUUAGCAUCUGAAACAGGCACUCUUGAUGGCUUCACGCUGAUUAGGCUAAUGUCUUCAGGGAAGCUUGAAUCACAGACAUACCAUGCUUCAUGGGAUUUAGCUAAUAACAAGCAGGGGGGAGAAGUCAAUGAGACCACUUCGUUGCUGGUUGAAGAUCCUCUUCUAUAUACAUUGGGUGAUCAGAAAUAUAAAUUUCCUAGGAGAUUCAAACAUCUGAAAUUUGAUUAUCUCCUUGGGUAUUUGAAUGGAUAUCUAACCAAGCUCAUGGAAUCAAAUAUGCAAAAUACUCAGAUGGAUUUGACUGAAACAUCUCCAUAUACUCAAGACUGGUGUGAACUUAUUCGUGACAAAUUGAAGGCUUCUGGCAUCAUCCAAAUGGGGUCUUCUCCUGUUCUUACUGAUGUUCUUAAUGAUAUCAGAUUACCUGCAAGUGCAUAUGAGAUUGCUUCGAGGAGAAUGUGGGCAGGGCUGCCAAUGAAUGUUUUACAGUUGGCUUUUUCUAACUACCCAGAACUCCUUGAAGUUCUUUUAGACCAGAAGAAGGUCUCACUGGAGUUCUUGGAUGUUCCUAGUUUGCCCCAGUGGCCACCAUUUUUCUUGAGGAAGCCCUCAAGCCAAAGCAAUAAGUGGUCAUUCAAAUUGCAGUCUGAUGAUGCUCUUGUAGGUCCUGUACUUCCUCUUCCUGUGCUUCUUUCACUUUGUGAGAUUAAUAAGAGCCAGAGAAGUUCAGCUAUGGAUGAAGGAGAUUCAUUUUCAGCUGAGGCGGAAUUGACUCACCAAUGCAAUGAGGUCAUCAAAGUGGUUAAUGAGAUGACAUUGCCGAGAUCCAGCUCUGAGUUUAGUGAUUCCUAUGUUGUCUCCCUUGCUGAUCAUAGAGAUGAGAGGUGGAGUAGUUCAGAAGAGCAGCAAGAGCCAAAGCCUUUCUUUACAUACAAGCCUCAGGCCUUUUCAGAUAAGAGACCUACCAUUAAUUCCACACAAGAUGAGACUAUUUUUGAGGACAAGAGGUUUGAAACCUUUGUUUGUAAAAGGCCUGAGAGAGAAUUUGCACCUAAUCCACAUAAGGAUUCCAAAAUGCAACCGAAACUUGUUCCAAAUUCUAAUAAGGAAUUGGUUGGAUUAGAAUUUUUUGAUGAAUUGUGCCCUGUAAAUUUGCAAUUUGAUUCUUCUUCAUUGAGCUUUGGGCCUAAGGAGCUGAAAGGUUAUAAGUUGUUGAAGAGGCAGUUUGCAAAAUGGCAGGAAGGUUUUAAGCCAUAUCAAGAUUUCUGUACUCUGUCCAAAAUCAGAAAACAAGCACCAUGAUUUCUGGAUCUAUUAUGUCAGCUCCUAAGAUCUGCGUGAAGCCACCAAAAAUGACCUCAUCUCCAUAUACAGUCAUAGAGGAACUGGUUCAUCCCAAGGAAGCAGAAAAGAGACCUAGCAAUAGUGUUUCUGAUAGACAGUAUUAGUGGUAUGAUGUCUACCACAAGCAACAGAAACAGGGAGAUGGAGAAUGGAGAUGGGACAGAUGCUUACUUGGCUGUUGACGAGUUUAAUGAGCUGGGAUCUGCUCACAACAAAAUACUUUUCCAACUAGUUCCAGUAUGAUUUGUGUCAUAUGUUGGAGUAUUCUAACAAGGAAUAUUUACAAUCAAUAUUCCUUUAGCCAAGAAAGACUAAUAAGGACUUCAGUGGGUGUCAUGUGCUUGUAGCUUCCAAACAACCAAAGUUUUUCCUUGCAAUCUUACUGAGAAAGGAAAGAUGAGAAAAAAUAAUUCACGACCUGUCAGAAAGCAAGCUUGUCUGCUGCACAAACCACAAAGGGUCAACUAUCAACUGCUUGUUUCUGCCAUUUUUCAGUCAAGUGAUACAAGUGACAUUGAUGAUGGGGGCUCAGAUUCUUGCAUCUAUACCAUAAUGUAGAUCACAUCCAACAAAUCAAUUAAUCAGGAUUUAUAAGAUUGAUAGACUGAUACCAACCCACUUGAAUUGGGUUUGAUCUUGUCACUGGGUGUUCAUCAUUUCUGUGGCAAGUACAUCAAGAGAUCAUAGGCCUCUCUUGUUGGGCAAAGCAAUCUCUACUGUCAUCAUCGUUGUUUAUUUCAUCAGAAAGAGGUUGAUACAAUUCUCAGGUUGGUUCUCAUCUGAGCAUUUAUAUCAGCAGAUUCCAUAUUUGAGUCUUGGAAUGGAAGCAGCUGUAACAUGACUUCUUCUCCAUUACGUGUACAAUAGUUUAGACAUUUUAAAUAUAUAUAUCUAUAUAUAAUAUAGUCAAAUAGUAUUCUCAUUAUCUUCAUGCUUCUCAGAGCUUCAUUAGAUAUUUGACAUGUUUUUCAUCAUACCAUGCAUAAUCAUGUUAAAAAAAGCAGCAACCAGUCAACAACUUUUUUUGUCACUCUUUUCUCGUUAUCUGUAUAUUGAGGGAAUGUCUGUAUGAAAUCCAGAUCUCGCUCAUGAGAUGUUUUUUGGGCAUUUCAAUGGCUGUUCUGAUAUAAAGAGUCUGUUUCUCCUGUAAUUGUUUGGGAGUCACUGUUCUGUAGUCACAUACUAGUCAUAA
Molecule: messenger RNA, 4233 nt
Organism: Nelumbo nucifera (sacred lotus)
Lineage: Eukaryota; Viridiplantae; Streptophyta; Magnoliopsida; Proteales; Nelumbonaceae
Product: TATA box-binding protein associated factor RNA polymerase I subunit C
Biological process (GO): transcription by RNA polymerase I
Cellular component (GO): fibrillar center
Molecular function (GO): RNA polymerase I core promoter sequence-specific DNA binding
Source: RefSeq, a predicted model, not a curated record